CGCGCUUCUUCAACCGCGGGAACGAGCGCCUGUACGAAGCGUACUCGCAGCUGCACUCCAUGGCGCAGGAGUUUGACAAGCCGUUCGACUCGCCGGCGAUCCUCGUCGUCGGGCACCAGACGGACGGCAAGUCCGCGCUCGUGGAGGCGCUCAUGGGGUUCCAAUUCAACCACGUUGGCGGCGGCACGAAGACGCGGCGACCGAUUGCGAUCAACAUGAAGUACAACGCGUCGUGCGUCGAGCCGCGGUGCUUCUUGCUUCGCGACGAGAGCUACGGCCGCGAGGAGGAGAUGUCGCUGCCGGAUCUUCAGCGGUACAUCGAGAGCGAGAACCAGCGGCUGGAGAACGACAACGGGUUCUGGGCGAAAGACAUCGUGGUGAAGAUCGAGUACAAGUACUGCCCGAACUUGACGAUCAUCGACACCCCCGGUCUGAUCGCCGCCGCGCCCGGGCGGAAGCACAGCAACUCUCAGCAGGCGAGCCGAUCCGUGGAGAAUCUCGUGCGCGCCAAGAUGGAGCAGAAAGAUUACAUCAUCCUCUGCCUGGAAGAUAACAGCGACUGGAACAACGCGACGACGCGACGCGUCGUCCUCGACUGCGACCCGGAGCUUCGCCGCACCGUCGUCGUGUCCACGAAGUUUGACACGCGGAUCCCGCAGUUUUCUCGCGCGAGCGACGUCGAACUCUUCAUGAAGCCCCCCGGGAGGCUGCUCGAGCCUACGCUCCUCGGCGGCGGGCCGUUCUUCACGUCCGUCCCGAGCGGCCGCGUCGGCGGCGGGCGCGAUUGCUUGUUCCGCUCGAACGAGCACUACCGCGAGGCUGUCGUUCGCCAAGAGCAAGCGGACACGAACGAGCUCGAGCGGCGGUGCGACAGGCGGCUCACCGGAAACGAGCGAUCGCACGUCGGGGUGUCGCAGCUGCGUCACUUCCUCGAGCGUCUGCUGCAGCAGAGAUACCUCGAGAACGUCCCGACGAUCGUCCCGGUACUCGAGCGCGAGCACCGCGCGGCGUCGCUCAAGCUCCGCGACACCGGCGCGGAGCUCGAUAACCUGGACACGGACAAGCUGAAGGAGAAGGGGCGCGCGUUUUAUCAGCACUUUCUCGAGAAGAUUCCAGAGCUGCUCCGAGGUACGAUGGCGGCGCCGCCGCGCGUGUUCGGCGAGACGCUCGCGCACGAGCACAUCCGCGGCGGCGCGUUCGUCGGCCCGGACGGCCGCCCCGUGGACCCGAUGCGGUCCGGCAUCGAGGUCCCGAACGGCGACAUGCGGCUCUUUGGCGGGGCGCAGUAUCACCGCGCGCUCGAAGAGUUUCGCGCCAUCGUCAGCGCGGUGAAUUGCCCGACGGUUUCCCGCGAAGACAUCAUCAACAGCUGCGGCGUGGACGAGGUGCACGACGGCGUCAACUACACGCGGACCGCGUGCGUGAUCGCCGUCGCGCGCGCGCGCGAGACGUUCGAGCCGUACGUCCACCAGCUCGGGUUCAGGCUCGCGCACAUCGCGCGUCGACUGCUUCCAGUCGCGAUGUACCUGCUGCAAAAAGAAGGCCGCAUCUUGACCGGCCACGAGGCGUUCUUGAAGCGGAUCGGGAGCUGCUUCGCGAAGUUCGUUGACCAGAAGGUGAAAGCGUGCCAAGAGAAGUGCCGCGAGGACUUGCUCUCGACGACGCAGUUCGUGACGUGGUCGCUGCACAGCGGGAACCGGUCGGGCGUCGCGAGCGUGUUGGGCCCCCGCGGCGGCGGCGCCCGGGGCGGCGGCGGCGGCGGCGGCGGCGCGUACGACCGCGCGGAUCCGUACGCGGACGAGAACGAGGCGCCGGAUCCGUACGCGGACGCGGACGAGCGCAAGGAGCGAGGGAGGGAUCGCUCGGACCGACGCGAGCGCGAGCGCGAGGAGAAGCGCGAGCGCGGGGACGACCGACGCGACCGCGACCGCCGCGACGAGAAGAAAUCCUCGUCCCGCGCCGUCGCGGCGGUGCCCGGCAGCGACAACGUCGGGUCGAAAGACCUGAUGCACGUGAUGGACAACACGCUGUGGAACCGCAACAUGCAGAACGUCACACUGGACGUCGUGGACAUGCUCGUGAGGCAAAUCUACGCCGGCAUUCGCGGGUACGUCGUCCAGUCUGUGGAGCUCAAGUUUAACUGUUUUUUCCUCAUGCCGCUCAUGAACGAGUUCGCCGGGUUUUUGAGGCAAGAGAUGGAGAUCGCGUUCGACGAGAACCUCGACAGCGUGUUCGACGUCAGAGCCGUGCGCAUGGCGCUCGAGGACCGGCAGAGGAAGCUCGAGUGCGAGCUCGAGCAGAUGGAGCACAUCCAGGAUAAGUUUGCGACGAUUCACACGCAGCUCGAGGCGCAGGCGAACUCGUCGCCGGCGACGACGGCGGCGGCGGCGGCGGCGGUGGAGGGCACAUCGUUCUCUACGAUGGCGGAGCGGGAGAUCGAGGCGUCGAAGGUUGCGAUGCGGGCGUCGCAAGACAUGGCGCAGGAGUUGAAGCGCGCGAACCACGAGUUUUCGCAUCACGAGAAGACGUACGGCGCGUCCCCGGCCAAGUCGCAGACGCGUCGGCCGCUCGGAAGCAUCAACCACUGAGCCGAGCUCGAACGAUCUAUUACCUGUACACGUACCCCCUUCACGACACUUAUCUUAAUUUAACUUAUGCAAAACGGCGGGAGGAAGCGCGGAGCCCGAGGAGCGGUGAAGUAUCCCGCGGAGUACCAACAAAGAGCAGCGAGAGAGAAGCGGCGGGCGUUUGAACGACGAUAGAAACACACCUUGUACAUACGACAAACGCCGCGCUCGCGGUAUUUCUUUCC
This is a messenger RNA of Micromonas pusilla CCMP1545, 2812 nucleotides long. RefSeq lists its product as uncharacterized. The record is from RefSeq and is a predicted model, not a curated record. Gene Ontology annotation, molecular function: GTPase activity; zinc ion binding; hydrolase activity, acting on ester bonds. The transcript has 2 exons. Gene Ontology annotation, cellular component: cytoplasm; microtubule; peroxisome. Gene Ontology annotation, biological process: peroxisome fission; catabolic process. NCBI's taxonomy places the organism in Eukaryota, Viridiplantae, Chlorophyta, Mamiellophyceae, Mamiellales, Mamiellaceae. The coding region runs from base 60 to 2588 and encodes 842 amino acids.